AUGAAUGCCAUCUCUAGUGCCGAAAUCGGGCAGUUUGAAAACAAAAAGAGAACUGAAAUGAAAGCCCUUGGCAAUGAAGUGCACCCGAAUAUUGAAAGUAAAAAGACCCUUUCGUUGAGUUCAUUGUCCGCAAUAUUUUUGCACAGCACGGGUCAGCAGUUGAGUCCAGAUGCUGCGCAGUGGCUUUCACUCAAUAUAAAGGAAGACUUUACCAAUUUGCUGAACGAGGCGGGCAAAUAUAUGCGUCGCAUCCGUGAGCACCGGUUGAGUCUGUCGCACAUUCAGCAAGCUGUCCGUAUGGACGACGACCUGCGCAUGGACAUUUUUUUCAGGUUGGUCCUUAGCGAUGAUUGCUCAAGGCUUUCAGCCGAAGAGUUGCCCAGCCUCACAAGCGGAGCUCUUAUCGUUGAACCUGGACCAAAACAAUUUGUUUCCGUGCAGGCUUCUGAAGUAGAGAUUUCACUGGAACCAGCUCGGUCGCACUCCGGCUGGUUGAAGCACGAGCAGGUGCUGCUAAAGCCCUGUAAGCGCUAUCCGUUGACUAAGGAGCAGCAGUUCUUUUAUGAACUGGUUACGGAUGCCUGCGUAGGCGUUUCCGAGUCCAGGCGCCAGAGGGCACUCCAAACCCUCUCCACAGAUCCCUCGCUGGAGGUUCUACUGCCCACGUUGAGCGAGUUCGUCGCGGACACCGUAAUCUUCAAUGUGACCGAGCAGAACAUGCCGUUGCUUCUAUACCUAAUGCGCAUUGUGAGAGCUCUUUUAGGAAACCCCCGGUUGAACUUGUUGCAAUAUCUCCACUUUAUAGUACCGGCCGUUCUAUCCUGCCUAUUAACCAAACAGGCCUGCUCAUCCCUUCGCUUAAUGGAUCACUGGUCUUUGAGGGAAUACUCCGGCAACAUAAUGGCCUAUAUCGUGCGUCACUUUAAAGCCUCCGACAACAAUCUCCUGCCCAGAGUUAUUGGGACUUACAGACAGGGUCUACAAAAGCAGCCACUGACGACGGUGUUUGGAGCAGUCAUUGGCCUGGGGAAGAUGGGCAAUGAUGCGGUACGCGCCUGUAUAGUUCCUCAAAUAGCUUAUCUAUCCGAACUUCUCGAGCCUUACUUGACUGCCAGUGAUGACAGCUCCAGCGCCAGCUGUAGCCCGGAAAGGCUGGCAGCUAAAUACAUUCGCCAUCGUUUGGUAAAGACGUGCACCCCGGUUCUGAAGAGUAUUCACAAAGCGCCAGAUCUUCCGGAGCAGUAUGAAACUGUAUACGGAUAUCUGGGACCGCUGUUGUGUGCUGCUGUCAUAGUAGCCCGAGUAAAGAUGGCAGGAGAAGCUCUAGCCAAGGCGGAGGCAGAAGAGGCAUACAGAUUGCACCAAACCAAAAUGCUUGCCGAGCACCAAAAUAAGCAAAAAAUUCCUAGUAGUGGUAUUCGGAAUUCAAAAGAAAUUUUACAAUCUGAUCCUCUUAUUGCACCUAUAAAGGGGCAUCCAGUCAUACUCGCACCAGGUAUAUUGUCCAAUCCAAUGGCUCAGGGUCAAAAGCAUGUUCUUAUUGCGAAGUUUCCGGAUUGCGCGGCGCAGGCUCGGGGGCCUCCAAAUAAGAACGGCUCAAUCCCGCCAAUACCUUUUCCGCCAGCCAGUAAUGGAAUACCUUUAAAGUCAAACAAGCUUUGUAUUUUGCCACCAAUGAGAAACGGAUAUGUUUCCAAAACAUGCAUUAAUGGCAUUAAGCCUAUAAACUUUUUACUCAAGUAACAAUUUUACCGUAAUAAAUUCGAUUGAAUAUUUUUCUAGUCUAAGAUCGCGAAAAAUCUAAAAAUCAUUUAAUUUUGUUAAACAAUUACUUUAAGAAAUUCAAAGAUUAAAUGAUUCCCUAAUGCUUGUAUAUAAAGUUGUAUAUGUUUGUUAAAGAAAAAAAUAUAUAUUUACAGAGUAGUAACUAACGUUAAUAGUAAAAUAACAAAAUCCUAAGUUGUACGUAGAUAAA
Molecule: messenger RNA, 1975 nt
Organism: Drosophila eugracilis
Lineage: Eukaryota; Metazoa; Arthropoda; Insecta; Diptera; Drosophilidae
Gene: mia
Product: transcription initiation factor TFIID subunit 6
Exons: 4
Coding region: 1-1743 (580 amino acids)
Biological process (GO): RNA polymerase II preinitiation complex assembly; transcription initiation at RNA polymerase II promoter
Cellular component (GO): SAGA complex; SLIK (SAGA-like) complex; transcription factor TFIID complex
Molecular function (GO): transcription coactivator activity; RNA polymerase II general transcription initiation factor activity
Source: RefSeq, a predicted model, not a curated record